CGCAUGCCCAACAUGUAAGACACACAUUCCUGGCAGAGGGAGAAUUUUUGCCAAAAACCCUGUGAAAAAGUGAAACUCUGAAAUUUAAAAUGCAGUGAUAUUAAUCAAGAUAUUCUUCUGUGUGUUAUGUGCAGAUUUAAGUAGUUUACGGAAAGAAAUAGAUACACCAGAGAGUUGGUAAACUUUUCGGUAAGUCAGUGGCAUUUAACUGUUAAACGGUGAGCGAUACUCGUAUACCUAAAUACAGUGUUAUUCUGUCUUCACAAUGGCGGAGAUCUCUAAAAAACGAUCACUGGACAAAACAGAUGAUACGGGUGAAUUGUCAAUGGAACAAAAUGAACAAGGUAAACAAAAAACUGAAGGUUUUCAACUUAGAGAAAUUAUGCAGGGCAUUUCCAGCAUACAGACAACGCUAGCUAAUUUCAUGUUACGACUCGAUGGUCAGGGCAAGCAUCUAGACGACAUUACAAAAGAAAUUAGAGCGAAAAACGGUAUUCAGGAGAGGCUAGAGAAUGUCCAGGAGCAGGCCAAUGAUACUAUCUACCUCGUAACAGAGUUGCAGGACAAUCAGAAGAAAAUGGAGAGAGAAUUAAAUAGACUCAGGGACUACGUAGUUAAGCUUGAAUAUCGUGUGAACACGCAAAAUAAUCAAAUUAUCGACCUCAAAUCAAGAUCAAUGGAGAACAAUAUUAUUAUCAGUGGGCUGGAGGAAAAAAGUCCAGAGAGAAAGUCCCCGGAAAAUCUUGCUAAUAUUCUUAGAAAUGUUUUCAUGUCUGAAAUGGGGAUGGAAGAGGCAACAGUUAACGAACUCCGAAUAAACAAACUUUUCCGCAUGGGAGAGUAUGAUGUACAAAGAAAGUUCCCGAGACCCAUCUGUGUACAAUUCAGUGAUAAGACACAAAAAGACCUUGUGAUGAAGCAUAUUAAAGUCUUGAAAGAAAAAGAAUCAGUUAUAAGAGUAGCACAGCAGCAGCCGGAAGAGAUCCGAGAGAGGAGAAAGCAACUCUACGAAGUUCAAAAGAAGUAUGCGGAACGCAGUAUCGAGUCAAAAAUCAAGGGUGAUAAACUUGUAUUUACGCAAAGCAACUCCGUUUACCGGGAAAAAGUCGGACCUUUGCCUACCGCAGACGAAGUAAUCACAGAUGACGUGGCAAAUACUGCCGUUAGUACAGGGAAGUCCAUAGAAGAUAACGGGAACCGGUUCAUAGCACACGCUACACAGGUCGACUCCUACAAACAGAUCAAGAAAUCGCUGGUGGAUAUCAUGCGUGUUGAGACUGUGCCAAGCGCGAGUCACAAUAUUUACGCCUACCGUUUCUCAAGUAGUGAUGGAGUGGUGCACGAAGGUUCAAAUGACGAUGGAGAGCAUGGAGCCGGUAGGUUGCUAUUAAAAACGCUGGCCGAUAACGAAAUUAACAAUGCACUUGUAGUUGUGUCAAGAUGGCACGGAAAUAACAUCGGACCCCGUCGCUUCUCGCACAUUAAGGAAGCAGGUCUCGGUGCGGCAAAGAUCGAAGUUCCAGUCUCAGUUUGA
This is a messenger RNA of Saccostrea cuccullata (small rock oyster), 1534 nucleotides long. RefSeq names its product protein IMPACT homolog. NCBI's taxonomy places the organism in Eukaryota, Metazoa, Mollusca, Bivalvia, Ostreida, Ostreidae. Bases 266 to 1534 code for a protein of 422 amino acids. The record is from RefSeq and is a predicted model, not a curated record. Gene Ontology annotation, cellular component: cytoplasm. The transcript has a single exon. Gene Ontology annotation, biological process: regulation of translational initiation.